UAAUAUUUUGCUUGUGUUGUGUUUUGUCACUGGUUAUCGCUUAAUUUAGUGUAACUACCUAAUUAAAGUUGAUUAAAAAAUUGAAACAAUUCUCGCUAAUGGAUCUCAAAGGUUAAAAACAAUAAUUUCUUUGUACCAUGACUAGCCCCAUUCGUUCGUCUCUUCUUCCGUCAAGUUAACCAGAACGAUGUGGUUCAUACAGAAUGGAAAGUUUUUCUGAAAAAACAGAUCGGUUUGCUGAUUACUUCGCAGUAUGUGGACUCGAUUUAAAGUCAGGCUUAGAAUUGUACUACUUCUCAGGUGAAACUCAACUUCAGGGUACUCCUUUGGAUCGCUCGUACAAAUGUAAAGUUCUGUCUCACUUUCCGGAAACCGUCAGCUGGAAUCCUAUCGAUAAGGAUGCUAUUUGCAUGCUAUCGUUACCCAGCGGACUCCGUUUCCGAACUCAAAAACAUAAGUUAGAACCGGAGUUUCAUAGUUUCAUCGUUACAAAAGAAGAUGGACGUAGGUGUUACGGAUUCAGUUUUGUUUUCUAUGAAAAAGCCCAUAAUAAGAUAUGCAGCGCGAUGCAAACAUUACAAGCGAUGCAUUUAGCAGAAAUAUCCGGUGGACCGAAGAAAAAUGCUUCUCUAAAUCACAAUACUAGAUCUCUUCCGAGGCAUUUCAAAAUCAUGUCUCAGCAUUAUAGUUUGGUUCAGAGCUACUAUGACAUAGCAAAAGAUGUACUAUACGUUACAAAAGCCAUCGUAUUGAUUUCCCAAUAUCCCUACGUUUACGCUUCUUAUCAGUUUUUAUGGCAUCUUUACAAGAAUUGGCAGGAGAGAAGUUCCAUUUCAUUAGAAACAUACAUCUAUUAUUUGCUGAACGAAGUUAAAGUUCCUCAAGCUGGUCAAACUUUGAAAUUUUACGUUAGUCUGGAUACAAAAGUUACCAUUCGAUCGCCCGAUCUUGCCCGAGAAUUACCUUUUUUCGAUUUCCCAAUCAGAGAACUGUUCCGUAUUUUGGAUGUGGACAGUUUACUCUAUCUGUUUACCAGUAUUUUAAUGGAAAAUCAAGUUCUUAUAUGCUCUUCGGAUUACCAACAAUUGAUGCUCGUUGCGGAAACGUUGAAUUGUUUGUUGUUUCCUUUCUCAUGGCCUCACGUUUACGUCCCAAUCUUACCCACUUCGUUGGAACAUUUUCUGGACGCUCCGGUGCCUUUUAUAAUGGGAGUAUCUCGUAGUACAAAUUUAAAUAUACCAAAUGAGGCAAAUUUGUGUUUCGUUGAUAUCGAAACACAAUCGAUUCAGUUACCAGAAGAUUUACUAACCGUACCGAAUAAAGCGGAAUUCACGUCUGAAAUUUUCGAUCUCCUAGACCAGUACAACGUACCAAUUCGUAACUGUUAUAGGCAAUUGAAGAGCAGCGAAGUACGUAAUCGCAUUAGACGUAGUGAUGCUUCAGUUUUAUCAAAAAUGAGCGCGUCGAUGUCAUCGGAAAAUUUGAACUUUUCUUUAUCCAGCGAUGACGGAUCAUCUUUACCAAAUAGUCCUCAUUAUAGUCGACACUCCAGUUUUCAAGAAUUACCUUCGUGUUCCAUUUACGGAAGUGAUAAUGAAGAUUACGUGACCGAUUUAUGUUUCAACGCAGCUAUCAGAGAAUUAUUUUUGAAUAAAUUUUUACACUUGUUUUUGACUUACGAACGUUAUAUUAUUCAACCGUUUCAAGACCGAGAACAAUGGAUUAGUAAUAAAGAAUCUGUGCAGAGUUUCGAUAAAGCUUCGUUUCUUUCCGAACAACCGGAAAACUUCCCAUUUUUAUCGCAAUUCAUCGAAACUCAAAUGUUUACCAAUUUUGUAGAUAAUAAAAUUCAGAGCUUUUGGGGCGAAAAGGAGCGUAAUCUGCGUAUAUUCGACGAACGAAUCAAAUCGUUGAAAUUGAAGCAUCCGGAAGGUCAAUCUAGUCGUUGUAAUUUCGAACAUUGUAGUUCAAUCAACGAAUGCCAAACUUAUAUCAGAGAUCGCUUUUUCAAAGCUGAUUUAGAAAUUUCUCAUCCCGAAGAGAUUUUUUUGAAUGCUGUGAAACCUCAGUACAAUACCGAUAUAUUUCCAACUUUGAAUUUAUCUAAUCUUAAUAAAUUAGGCUCUCUGAGGUCGAAUAAAAAAGUUCGUCUAGCGAAUGAAAAUUCCAACACUAGUGAAGCUCGUCCUCUCGGAAUUUGUGAAAGAUUAACCAUCAUGAAACCUGUCAGUCAAAAUUCUAGUCCUACGCACAUCAGUCCCGCAGUAAUUGCUCAAACUAAUUGGAAUUUCGUUGAUAAAUUACUCAAGGACUGUAAAACGAAAACGAAAAAAAUGCUGGUGGCUAAAAUGGGAUACGAAGCUGUUGAACUCGGUCAUAAUAUGCAAAACAUGUUGAUGGAAGAAAACACCCUUAUAAUCGGAUUGUGCGAUUUAUUGGAAAGAAUUUGGUCUCACGGGUGCCAAAAUAAACAGGGUAAAUCUGCCCUGUGGUAUCAUUUAAUCAGAUACAAGGAGCUCGAAGACGUUAGUGUUCCAAAAUCUCAGCCCGAAACUGCUUUGCAUCCUUCGGAAAACGAAUACGUUAAUUCGGUCCCUUUGCUCAAAACCAAUUUACAGAUUUCUCAGGACGAAGAUGCUUCCCUUUUUAUACUCGAACGUUUGCCAGUUUCUUUAAUUCACGAUAUGAAAUAUGUCGAAACAUUGACAGAUAUCAAGACUCAAGUUGGCUUGGCAAAAGCUUGGGUCCGAUUAUCAUUGGAAAAAAAAUUAUUAUCGCGUCAUUUGAAAACAUUAUUAUCUAAUUCCACUCUGUUGAAAAAUAUGUACAAACGAUAUGCUUUCUUGAGAUGCGAGGAAGAAAAAGAACAAUUUUUGUAUCAUUUGCUUUCCUUGAAUGCUGUCGAUUAUUACUGCUUUACAAAUACAUACGUUAAUUGUCGUAUUCCGUAUCGUGUUUUAAUACAUUCGUCAACGAAAAUCGCAGCUGCGAUGAUCAACCAUUGUUGGAUUAUUUUGUCAGGAAAUAAUGGCGAAACUGAGAAAGUUUAUAUUCCAAAGGGAAAGCUCGAAUUUGUAUUCCAGCAUAAAAAUCUGGGCUUACUUACGAUGCUUAGAAUUGGUCAAGAAAACAGAAGCUUGAGCUUGAAGUGGUUAGUGGAUUGGGUUAUUGUUCGAAACGAAAUUACUGGUCAUAUUUAUAGUUUUCCAUGCGGUCGAUGGUUAGGUCGUGGUGUCGAUGACGAUUCAUCAGAACGAUUACUAAUCGGUAAGCGGAUAACAGAGGGUCCUGAAAGAGGAAGAAGUUUGGCAGCUACACGAAUUCGAAGCCCCAGUGUGCCUCCUGCGAAGCCGACAGUGUCAGAUAGUGAACUACAACAACAAUUAGGAGAAUGCGUAAAUAACAUAAUCAAGUAUUAUUACGGUAAACCGAAGGAAAACAGUUCAGUUGGAACGUUACUAUGUGGUGAAAAUGGUUUGGUGUUCCAUAUGGAACAAAUUUUAUUUUUCGGAUUUAGGUCUUCUAGAUUAUUCGGACGUAAUCUAUACAUUUGGGAUUUUAUCAUAAAAGUAAAAGAAGAAAAAGAACAAUCGAACGAAGGCAGCUACGACGACGAAGUCGAUUAUUUUUGUAAAUUGAUAUCGGAAAUUCAAAAUUCCAGUCAUUCUUUGGGCAAGGAAGGUCGAUUCCAAGUUUUCAUUUGUGUCACUGUCAGGGAUCAUUCGAUCAACAGUGUUCUUAGAAUUUUAUCAUCGGCGAAAAUUACCACUGAAAUGUACGAAGAACAUUCGUUUUUGAGGAAAAAAUCUCUGUUUUACUUCUUAACGCAUUUAUUGGAUUCGCUAUAUGAUUUGGAAAUUUUCUUAGAGAAUUGUCUGACCUUAGGAAUAGCUAUCGAAUGAGCACUAAAUUGCUUCGUUACAAAUAGACACGUUGUCAUUUACCCCUCCUCUUGAAUUCUUCUAAAUAUCGAAUUGUUUCAAUGGCAGCUAUCGCUUAUUUUAAGUCUUGAUGCGCACAAGUGUAUUCGUGGUUUAUUUUUCUUUUUUAGAUAUAAAAAUUGCCUAUCGACUGGGAGCAUACUUUUCAAGUCUGAUAUGUUAUUUUAUUUUUUCCUGUAAUAGAACUUUCUUUCGUGUAAUGGUUUUUCCACUGCAGUAUAAUUUAUAUGGUACCUAUAUAUAUUAAAUGUAAAAGAUCUCCGUAUUUUAUCCAUGCUUUAAAAUGUAAUUUGAUAACGUAUGUAGUUCUGAAGAGUAUUUUUUCAGUUUCGUCGCUAAACUUUCAAAAAAAAUUUCAUCGUACGAAAACCAGAAAUGCGUACGCGUGAGUUAAUCUAAGUCAAAUUACCUUGUUUUUUCAUGACCUUUUUUGUGGAUUUUUUUCUGUGUUUGUACAAUAAAUUACUUUGAUUCGUGUUUUA
This is a messenger RNA of Planococcus citri (citrus mealybug), 4423 nucleotides long. It is a transcript of the gene pns, whose product is annotated as pinstripe. Gene Ontology annotation, molecular function: small GTPase binding; guanyl-nucleotide exchange factor activity. The coding region runs from base 204 to 3902 and encodes 1232 amino acids. Lineage: Eukaryota; Metazoa; Arthropoda; Insecta; Hemiptera; Pseudococcidae. The record is from RefSeq and is a predicted model, not a curated record. The transcript is spliced from 22 exons.